Messenger RNA from Rubroshorea leprosula, 1003 nucleotides. The record is from the annotation of a GenBank genome assembly. NCBI's taxonomy places the organism in Eukaryota, Viridiplantae, Streptophyta, Magnoliopsida, Malvales, Dipterocarpaceae.
CUAGCUCUAGCUCUCAUGACUAGAUUUUCUGGAAUGUGUAAUGGAUCUCUUGACGUGGUACAUGUGGGGUCAUUUUGAUUCCCAUCAAGUCUUGUCUUCUAAAAAAAUAAGAUCUUUAAUGAAUAGUUGGCUUUUGCUUGCUUUGCCAAAUGUUGAGGGUGAUAUGGCUAGGAUUCAAGUAACUACUAGCAAAGAUAAAGGAAAAAAGGCGACUAAAGAGCCUAACCCAAAGUCCAACAAAGAUAAUGACAUGAAACCCACCAAGAGUGAUGAAGCAUCAAGAGUUGUGCCAGAGAAACGUGUGCCAUACUUAGUUGUGGCUUUAAAAAAAUCCAUUCCCAAUGAAGACGAGAUAGAUGUUGAUGAACCAGCCAUGAGCAUAUCAAAGAAAGUUGUCAGCUUUGGAAAAAUCUUGUCUGAGGAUGAAUCUUCCUCAGUUCUAGCUAAGUUGAGUGAUGUAGAUGACAUACGCAACAAGGCUGAGAAAGUGAUGAUUGGGAAUGCCUUCAUAAAUCUUUAUGCGACUGUGAGGCACAUGGAAGUAACUCUUUUUGUUAAGAUGGUUGAGGAAUUCUUUCAUUACUGUAGGGAUGCCAUAGAUGAUGCUAAGAGCAUAAAUUUCAGAGUUGGAGCAAUUUGGGCUAGUGAAGGUGUACCUUGGCAAAGGCAAAAAUCCUUGGUUAAUAUGAAAGAGCUUAUGCUUAAGUUGGAGGCAACAUUGAAAUCAGCUGAGGAACAUUUGAAAUUACUCAGCCAAGAGAAGGAGUGCCUGGGUUCUAGCAAAGUCGCCUAGUGAUGUCACCCACUUUAUCAAAAUUGUGUUGAAAUAGCUAAUAAUUAUGGUGACAAGCUUGGUCCAUCUGUUCCAUGAGUAGCCAUGCUUUUCAGCCCCCAUUUCUAUGAACAAUUCACAGUGAGGUGGAGUUGCAUAACAAGAAAUAUGUGAUUGUGCAAAAGUAAAGUAGACAAAUAAUGUGUUGAUUAAUGAAAUAAGACACCAUCA